This is a messenger RNA of Sphaerulina musiva SO2202, 626 nucleotides long. RefSeq lists its product as uncharacterized. The transcript has a single exon. Lineage: Eukaryota; Fungi; Ascomycota; Dothideomycetes; Mycosphaerellales; Mycosphaerellaceae. The annotation marks the transcript as partial. The record is from RefSeq and is a predicted model, not a curated record.
GGCGUGGUGAGCAAUCGCAAGAGCAACACCGAUGAUGAGAGAGGAGAGCAUCAAAGCCGGGAUGCGCCAGUGGGGUCCAUGGUUGCGAGACCGUUUCAUGUCGUCGGAGUGAAUAUGUAGCACAGAUGUAUGAAUGGACAAUGGAAUCAAAAUUGCUAAAGAUACAGUGGUGAUAUGUGAAGAGUAGUAUAUACCAGUAGGUGCUUCAUGGGCAUGGAUAGAUACCUGUAGCUUGGGCGGCUAAGUUUGGGAUAGGUGCCUCUUGGCUCUUGCUUGCAUGCAGAUUGGGCCUGGUAUAGUUCCUUGCUUGCAUGCAGACUCGUGGGCCCUAGCAUAUUUCCGUGCUUGCAUGCAGACUCGUGGGGCCUGGCGUCUUUCGAGCUCCAACUCUUCUGGACGCAUUUGCGGUCCAUCUCCGGAGAAUCUGAUCCUCAGCCAAUGUGGAUCGUUGUCGAUGCGCUCUGCACACUGCCCUUGCAACUUGUGUUGUCACUGCUGUGGUGUGUCAGUUACUGGAGCACGAUUAGCCUCCACGUCAUGUCGUGGUUCUGCGGGAGUCUUUCACAGAGGGCGGACAGCUCUAUGUUGGAGCACAAUGCAGAUUUCUUCUGACUGCGAGGUCCGUG